Molecule: messenger RNA, 537 nt
Organism: Rhagoletis zephyria (snowberry fruit fly)
Lineage: Eukaryota; Metazoa; Arthropoda; Insecta; Diptera; Tephritidae
Source: RefSeq, a predicted model, not a curated record
UGGACAGGUCUGUAAAAACCUUGAAACCCCCAGGGAGGCCCCGUACCACACCGUGCGUGGCAUAAAGUUCCUGAAGCAUAGCAAUGCCGCAGCUCUCCUCCAACAUCAAUGCACCUACGUCGCACAUGACGGCAUAGGCACCCUGACAAUUCAAUUGAAUUAGUCGCUCCAUCAUCAAUGUCUGAGAAGCGCACGGGCAACAAGAGCACCAUAAAUCGGGCAAGCGGUCGACACCAUACAGUGACCAGCCGGUUUGCCCUUAAAGGCACAGUUACGACAAUGCGGAGCAUUACCGCAACCCGCCUCACGGUGCCCUUCCUGUCCGCACCUCCGACAGACAUUCCCCUUGGCUCUACAAUGAGCCACCCGAUGGUCGAAGCCCAAACAUCUGUAGCAGCAGGGCGUCAGCAUAUCCUCCCGUACACGAAAGGAGAACCACUUAAUGUAACACCUACCUGCUGCAAGGAGGGCGGACAUCAACACGUCCGUACCCUCCAACACAACACUAGUCCGGAGUCACCUUCAAUGGACGGCUGA